Messenger RNA from Closterium sp. Naga37s-1, 1290 nucleotides. The record is from the annotation of a GenBank genome assembly. NCBI's taxonomy places the organism in Eukaryota, Viridiplantae, Streptophyta, Zygnematophyceae, Desmidiales, Closteriaceae.
AUGCCCGUCAGGGAGCGCCACAGCUCGCGGACCACUAGCGUGCUUGCGCCGAUCGCCGCGGCUCCAUCCGCGCAAGUGCCGCCUCAAGCCCCGGACGGCUUCGUCAAGCUGUCCCGCAGCAGCAGCGCCACCCUUCGCGGGCGCAGCCAGCACGGGCGCCAGCAGCACCGCGAGCUGGUCCGCCGCGUCCAGGCAAGAGUCACGCUGGCGGCCACGGAAGAACACGGGUCUGCGGAGGCUGGAGUGCCUCCGCCAGGAACUGGAGCGGCUCAUCGGCAUCAGCUGGGAGAGCAAACGGAGCCGCCAACGAGCCGCCACCCACGGCCACAAACUCCACUCCCGCAACGGGCGGAACCGGCGGCAGAUGGAGACGAGAACCGGGAGCAGGUGCCGAUACAGCGGGAGAAGGAGCUGGCGGCGCAAGGAUCUAAGGAGGAGGCGCAGCAACAGGCUGCGAGGUCGCGGGGAGCGCGGCCGGAUGAGGAGCCUCGAGGGCUGGCGAGGCACGCAUCGAACUGCUUUGGCUCUGCGCCGCCCUCUCCUCCCGAACCGCCCUCGAUACUUCCCGCUGAAGAUCCGCCAUCGUCACAGGCGGGCGAUACCCCCCACCCCCGCCACGAGCACGGGGACCCCUCUAAUCCCCCUGACCCCCGGGGCGACGGAGGGCGUGACGGCUGGCUUGCAGGAGCCACCGCCGUCACAGCAGGGGCGGACUGGCCCGCCGCCGCAGGCGCAACCGACGGAGCCGGCUCGCCAAUGGUGGCGGACGCCGCCUUUGGUGACGAAGCAGAGGCCUACGCAGGCAGGCAGGGGACAGAAGCGGUCGGCGCAACUGGGGCGCCAGGGACAGGUGCAGGGGGUUCAGCAACACCCCCAGCAGGGGCAGACGCCGACGGCUCGACAAGGGGAGCCAGGGGGCCAGGUGCCGCAGGCGGAGCAGACGGAACAGCAGCGGGAGCGGACGGGCCUGCCUCUGACCCGACAAGGGGAUCCGCGGGUGCGUGGGGAGGAGUCUUUUCAGAGACUGCUGUCACGGGUUUCGGAGCCAGCGGUAGAGGGGGCUUCGUCGCCAUGGUCGCCCUUUCGGGCUCCGCCGGAGGCUUGGCGACCGCAGCCGACCAGACGGCAACGAGCUCUGGCGACGGCUCAGGUGCUCCGGCAAUCACCAUCCCUAGAGCAAGGAAGACGCGUGGCGAGGAGAGAAACCGUAAGCGGAACAGGCGGAGGGCCAGAGAAUGGGUAUCAGGCGACGGCGAGAAUGGCUUUAAACAAUGUGGACGAAACUAUUAG